UAACCAAAUCACCUAAAAAUAUACUCAAAUCGACAUAAAACACACAACAAAUCGAAUAUUUUUUGUAUUAAAAAAAGUGCUACUGCCAGCCAGUCCCCCCACACCCUCAUGUUAAGAAAGUGAAAUUUCACGCACACACACACAAUAAAAGAAAAGUGAGAGAAAAGUGCAAAUAAAUAUUCAAGUGUAAAUUCUUAACACCAGUGUUUAAAUCAUAAAGCGACAAUAUUUUCAUCGUCAACAACUACAACAACAGCAACACAAUGGGUACGAAAUCGCCUGGUGGACCGCAACGUUGUCGGCUGAUAUUACAGCGCUGUCUCGCCAUACAGCUGAGCAAACCCGGUCAUACCCCGGAGGACUUUUGGAUGUACGAUUCGGGUUAUAUGAUCUUUCAGAAUUUUCUCGCCGCCAACGCGCAAUGUUGGUGGAAUGCACCACUCACCGCCGCAACACGUGCGCUCAAAUAUGCCGGUCAUGUGGCGCCCGGCAUGCUAUUGGUGACAGCCGAACCAUGCGCACUGGAAGUGCUACGCGGCGCCUAUGCGCGUAGCGUGCUGAAACCACCGGCGACUUAUGUCAUCAGCUCAGUCGGUGACAUCGAUGACUGCAUCGUAACACCGACCGUGCAAGGACAAUUUACCCCACUGCCUGAGGCGCUCUGCGAUGUCAUUAUGGACCUUACCGCAGAGGGACACUCGGCCACCAUCGAGAAUGUGCGCAUCAAACUGAGCAUACGAUUUCCGCAUAUGACACCGCCAGCCACCGAAGUUAUCUACGAUACGCUGGCACAAUUGAUGCAGGAACAGAAGAUAUAUCAAACCGCAAAGGGUUACUUCAUCUUCACACCAGAACGUCGCCGCAGCCGUUCGAGACCGCGUGCCAUGCGCAAUGGUUAUCAAGAUUUUGAAGAAACCGAUGAAAUACCUCAGGAGGCGCGCACAAUGCUUAUGACCAAUGCGGAGGCGCUUCACUCAUUGUACGGUGAAAUCUCCACAGAACGCGAUGGCGAUCUAACGCAUCAAUGCAUACAAACCAAUUUGGCCGAUGUCAUUUGCGGCGGUAAUCCAAAUGACAAAAUACUUUAUCCGCGCGCCGCCAAAAGACGUAGCGCCUCAUUCCCAACACCGCGCAGCCUGGAAAGGCGGCAUAGUCUGCGUUUAUUCGGCUCCUCAAAGCGACUGCAGCGUUGCGCGUCAACACGAAGCCUCUCAAAGACAUACGCACAAACUUUAGCCACGGACAGUAGCAGCUCGGAGUACCAAAGCACAGAUUCUUCGUCACCAAAAAAGGGAUCUUUGCUAUCGCGCCUCUUCCGACGUAGUGGACGCGCCAAACAACGUCAAAUCGAAACAUAUUCAGCCCAGUUCCCACCUGCCGAGUGGUUUAAUUCUCGUGCGGUGCAUUUACAUAGUGUUGGCACGCAAACAGCCGAUCACGACAUGCCGGUGGCGCAUACGCUCUCCAAUUCCACAUUCUACGAUGGUUCGGAGUUGAGUCAACGUUCACUGACACUGCCACGCCGACAUCGACGACACAUGUCCAGCGAUUCGACCUUCCUUAUAUCGUCGCGCGAUUGUUCGCCCAUACGUCGACGUUCGCCAGUCUACUGCAGCAGUUCACUGCCACGUUCCACACAAUCCAUACCGGCUACAGCGAGCGGUACAACGAACAUGACCAUUGCACCGACGUCAGCGACAUCAGCGACCAAAACGAAUCACUCCACCGCGACGCUGUCACGUCUCUCGGCGCCAAAUCAUACAACAACAGCAAGCGCGGUUGCCGCCGCCGUCGCAGCGAACGCACAGAAAUCUUCCUCAAAGAGUGUUAUCGGCAAGCAUAUAUUCGAACAGUCGCCAUCGCGUACCAGCGGCACCCUAAAAGCGUCGGCGACGAAACGCCAGUCAGAUAACAUAAUAAUUAACGGUUACGCCAGCAAUUUGGAUAGCGGUAAGGUGAGCUAUCGCAGCGUACAAAGCGGUCCGUCUAGUUUGGAGUCGGGCAAAGCCUCGUCCAUGCUUACCUCGGGACCGUCAAGUAUCGAUAGCGGUAAGGUGUCAUUCAGCAAAACCAGUGGUCAUUCUAGUCUUGACUCGCAGUGUUCGACCAAUACGGCGGUGGUGCAACCAAGUCCAGCCCGAUCGAUACUCGUUUUGAAUGGUUCGCCGCGCGGCACACCGCGUCAUCAGGCAAUGCGUGCACGCGCCGCCGAACAGACGCAACGGCAACGCGCCUCGACACCAUCGCGCAUACUCGAAGAAAUCACCAAUCAACAAAAGCCGACGUCGGGCCGCACCACCAGCAAUACCGGCGGACAAUCCUAUUACAACGGCAUACCGAAUUCGAAUUCGAACAACUCGAUAACACUGCAGGUGACCACCUCAAAUGGCAGUCAAAGUAGUAUACCAAGCACGAAGAUUUAUGUGCAGAACUCACCAGCGCGUAGCGUUAUAACGUUGGAGAAUGGCAAACUGAUGGAGAAUUCUAAUGUUUAUAUCAUUAAUAAUGAGACGACGACCAAUGAGAAGGGCGAGAUCAUUAAGAAGACGCUCUCGAAGCAGGAAACUGCGCCAAUGCGAAGUCAGCAGCAACAAAAGGAGCAACAGAAACGAAAUUACGCACAGACGCAUGCGCAAACGCACAGCCAAACAAAGUCAAUGCAACAACAGCAGCAGCAACAACAACAGCAGCAAUCAGCAGUUAUACAACAAAUUUACAAAGACAAUUCGAUUAGCGAGAACGAGGCGAACUCCGAAACUUGCGACUCCAUUUCGUUUAUCAGCGAAACAUCACCGGACAAUUUGGAUACGCUCAGCUCCACGGAGGUGAUCGACAACUCGAAAUUCACGAAGAAUAUCAACAACGACGCCACCAUGAAUAACAGCCGUAAGCUCUGCUUACAACUACCGCAACACGGCUCCAGCAAUAUUGUCUACAAAAACAAUGUGCUGAAAAAUGAAUCGAAUCCGAACUCACCCAGUGGCGAGAAGACGCUCGCAAUGGCAGCACUAGCAGCCAAGCAAGAUUUCGAAAUCGCCGGUUCGGUUGGUAAUUUACGCUUCUACGAAAAGAACACGAAGGACACAUCGCACGCGAAACUGAUGAAUUCGCAUUGUGAUUUGAAGAAUCUCAAUCGUUACGAGUCUUCGGGUAAUUUGCAAAAGACCGGCAAUAUACUGCAGUCGAAUCCAGCCAUCAAUAGUGACGAUCUGGCGCAUAUAUUGCAGAAGAACAUAAUUGCCGUUGGCAGCGAGCCGAAUUUAGCUUUAAAGGACAAUAACUGCAGCAACGCGAGUGACAAGUCCGUCGAGAAGGAGGCGCUCGAUCGGCGCUUCAGCUUGUCGAAAGACCCCAACGGCCCGGUCAGCGCCACAGCGACCGGCAAUGAAGACCUCUACAACUUUCCCAGUCUAACGGAUUUGUCCUUUAAUUUUACCUCAUUGGCGGCGCAAAAAAUCCUACAGGGUGUCAGCCUCAACAGCAUCGAUACGUUGGUGGAGCUGAAUAUGGCGGCCGCCGCUGCGGCGAACAAGGAGAAACAACAGAAUAAUCAACCCACGCCGGUGUGCACCGACUAUGGCAUGGUGUAGCGGCUUGAUUGAUAGGCUAAGAAAUGAAAUGCAACAAAUGAGACGCUUGUGUUGACGCGUCGAAAUGAGCUUAGAUCAAUUGAGGGUGGAGCAGUGACUUUUGGCUCGGUGGCUUUUUAGGGGGCAAUACAGAAGGCACGCAUGGUCAGUGGGAUGGCGCACAACUUCAACUAACUAAAUACUACUAAUAACUGUAUACUAAAAACAAGAAUUGAAACCGAGAAAAGAUAUUUACUACUCGCAUUUUAGAAAGCCGAAACGGAACCAGAAUAGACACUGUUCUUAGUCUCGCAGUAAUUUUUUCCAAUACCUUUGGUAAAGUGGCGUUUUUUAAGUUAAUUUGUGGGGUACUUUUCAAAUU
Bactrocera tryoni is the source of this 3951-nucleotide messenger RNA. It is a transcript of the gene knockout, whose product is annotated as probable serine/threonine-protein kinase DDB_G0267686. Gene Ontology annotation, biological process: positive regulation of transcription by RNA polymerase II. Gene Ontology annotation, cellular component: nucleus; cytoplasm. Gene Ontology annotation, molecular function: RNA polymerase II transcription regulatory region sequence-specific DNA binding; DNA-binding transcription activator activity, RNA polymerase II-specific. Lineage: Eukaryota; Metazoa; Arthropoda; Insecta; Diptera; Tephritidae. The transcript has 7 exons. The coding region runs from base 264 to 3590 and encodes 1108 amino acids. The record is from RefSeq and is a predicted model, not a curated record.